This is a messenger RNA of Cladocopium goreaui, 371 nucleotides long. The record is from the annotation of a GenBank genome assembly. Lineage: Eukaryota; Dinophyceae; Suessiales; Symbiodiniaceae.
GGCGAGGAGUACCAGUUCGAGAAGGCCAUGAAGAACAACGAGAUGAGAGCCUUACUCUCCAUGGAAGCUGGGAUCCAUCCGGUGUUCAUCGACUGCCCCAAUCUUCGGCUCUGGGAAAUGAAGCCGUAUGUUCUACUGGCCGAGCGUUUGGGCUACGUGAUCCAUGUCAUUGAACCCUGGGAGAUCUGCGCAAAGCACGACGAUCUCCCCUUUCUCUGCUCCCUGCACGACGACGACGAGCAGCGCGCGCCGGCCACACUGCUGCAGGCUAUGCUGCGGCGCUUUCAGCCGCUGCCAGCGGCAGCGGAACCCACGGAGGCCAUCCGUCGAGCUAGCAGCAGUGGAGCGAGACAUUUCUUGCGAUAAACAAA